ACCUCAGUCUAGCCUACAAAGUUGCUGAUAGAGCCUGGAUACACACACUUGAUGGCAGACCUCGGUCUCCACAGGACCAUUCCUCGCUGGUCAGCAAUGUAUCGGCCAGCUGUGGUGAGGGCCAGGAGGAGAGCUUGUUUGGAGCCCUGGGUUAUUGGCCUCAUCACCUUUAUAUCCCUGAUUGUCCUGGCAGUGUGCAUCGGACUCAUCGUUCAUUAUGUGAGAUACAAUAAAAAGACAACCUACAAUUACUAUAGCACAUUGUCAUUUACAAGUGACAAACUAUAUGAUGAGUUUGGAAAAGAGGCUUCUAAAAAUUUCACAGAAAUGAGCCAGAAAAUUGAAUCAAUGGUGAAUAAUGCAUUUCAUAAAUCUUCAUUGAGGCAAGCAUUUGUCAAGUCUCACAUUAUCAAGUUCAGUCAAGAGGAACAUGGAGUAUUGGCUCAUAUGCUGCUGAUUUUUAGAUUUCCCUCUUCUGAGGAUCCUGAAACUGUAAAUAAAAUUAUUCAACAUGUUCUACAUAAAAAGCUGCAAGAUGCUGUAGGACACCCUAAAUUCCAUCCUGAACUUGUUGAAAUUAAAAAAAUCAACGAGACAGAAACAGACAACUUUCUAAACAAUUGCUGCGGGACACGAAGGAACAAAACUAGAAGACAGAGUCUCAGGAUUGUUGGUGGGACAGAGGUACAAGAGGGUGAAUGGCCAUGGCAAGCUAGUCUGCAAUGGGAUGGGAUCCAUCGCUGUGGAGCAACUUUGAUUAAUGACACAUGGCUUGUGAGUGCUGCUCACUGCUUUAGAACGUAUAAGGACCCAGCCAGAUGGACUGCUUCCUUUGGAGUAAAAAUAGAGCCUCCAAAAAUGAAACAAGGCCUCCGGAGGAUAAUUGUGCAUGAAAAAUACAAAUAUCCAUCACAUGACUAUGAUAUUUCAGUUGCAGAGCUUUCUAGCCCUGUUUCCUACACAAAUGCAGUACACAGAAUUUGUCUCCCUGAUGCAUCCCGUGAAUUCCACCCUGGUGAUGAGAUGUUUGUGACAGGAUUUGGAGCACUGCAAAAUGAUGGAAGUAGUCAAAAUCACCUUCGGCAAGUACAGGUGAAUCUCAUAGACACUAAAAUCUGUAAUGAACACAAAGCUUACAAUAAUGCCAUAACUCCUAGAAUGUUAUGUGCUGGAUCCUUGAAAGGAAACAGAGAUGCGUGCCAGGGUGACUCCGGAGGACCACUGGUUAGUCCAGAUGCUAGAGAUAUCUGGUACCUCGCUGGAAUAGUGAGCUGGGGAGACGACUGUGGGCAUCCCAAUAAACCCGGUGUUUAUGCUAGAGUGACUGCCUUCCGGGACUGGAUCGCUUCCAAAACUGGUGUCUGAGAGAGAACAACCUAGAAGAAUGGAACACAUUUUUGUGUAGAGGCCGUUCUUAGAGAUAUAGAAUUGCAGAAGUCAUGCAGAUCACCUGGAUGUGACUGAUCGAACUAAACUAUCUGCUAUUUCCUUCCUAGCUCUGCUUCACUUAGCAUCCUGCUUCUGCCAGAUGGAUUCUGUCCCAACUUGCAGUCACUUGUUUUCUAUCAUCAAAUUUUGGCUUGUUGACAUAAAUUUCUCAUGCAUACAUACAAUCUGAAGCGAUCCCCUCCUUCAUUUCCCCAGUUUCUCUCAUCUCGGUAAAUUUCCACUUUCAAGGUGCAGGACAAAGAGUAAAAGGAAGUAUGAAAAGGAAAGAGCUACAUUUUUAUGUACAGGAAAGUAUUAGGUGUUUUUUUUCUUAAUGAAAUGAGGAAAGUGAUCUUAAUCAUUAUGAAAGCUCAAGCACACAGACAGCGGAAUACCAAACACUUCAUGACGGCAAAAGAAUGGGAACUAAAGUUAAGGAAACAAAGAGAAACCGAAAUACAACUUUAUUUUCAUUUCCAGCAAACAAGAGAUAAGUGUGGGGAAGAUUCUGUUUUCUUGUGGCCUAUAAUAAUUAUACAAACUAUAUAAUGUACUUAUUCUAAGUUAAAGCAAAUAAUAUUUAUUUAACAUUGCACUACUGAGAAUGUCAAUAUAUAAUAAUAAAAAAUAAAUAUCAUCAAUUUGCUUGAUAUUAUAAUAUAAUAAUUCAAGAGGAAGGGGAAGAUGGGGAAAAUGUCACCAAUCAAUUUAUUGCAAAUUCUUUUAAAGUCUGAGGCUAGAAUGAAAAUUCACUUAAGAACAACCAGCAUACCUUAUGUGGUAAGAUUUUUGUAUGGUUGGAUAGGAGGAAAUAAAAACAGAAUCAGUACAAACUACUGAAUGAAAUGGAAUUAUCACCAAGUGCUUGUGUAUUUGUAUUUAAAGCUUUUCCAAACUGCAAGGCCUUGAAGGGGAAUAAGGUCCAGGUGUUAGUGUGUAGCUGUAGUUGUGCAAAUGAAGCUAGAGGUCAGACCUCUAUUUUGAAAUGACUGCAGAUUCCCCUUCUUACCACUCCCUCCCCCUCCUCCACAUUUCCAGUCAGUGCUUGGACCAUGGCCUCUUAGACUCUUCUGGGCUCAGGGGGAAGACAUCAUCGCGAAAGCUGCCUCCUGCUACCUCUAGCAUGACACUGAAUUUCUCACUGCCUAGAUAUAAAGUUGAUGAGAAAAAGCCUAAUAUCAACCACCUUCAUAAUUUCAGCUCUGGUAAAUUAUUACUGAGUUGUUAGAUACACAACAUUCAAGUGAUCUAGGCACUGUGAAGUUAGGAUCAGUGCCAUGGCGUACAGGCCUGUUGGUGGUGAGAUUUCACGGAAUCUUUCCAUUACCCUUUCCUCAUUGUGUAUAGCUACUCGUGUGAGUUCUGUAUUGUACCGUAACCACUUUGAAAGAAACAUUAGUAGAAAAAGAUUGAUUUUUAUCAACCUAAAUAAUGCUGGUAUAUGAACUGAUAAAAUUUAGGGACUUGGCUAAAAUAAGGUAGGAAAUCUGAUAUGAACUGACAGCAUUAAAUAUUUUGCAAAAACAUAUUUCAUUUAAUGAACUCUUUUGAAAAAAACUGAGGAAAAUGUUGAAUUUUAAACAAAGACUUAAGUACAUUUCAAACUUAAUUUCUCUCAGUGUUCUGUUAAAAAUUGGUUCCCCUUGUUUGAGUAUGUUUUGCAGUUGGGCCUCUAGGUAGCACACAGGUAGAUCCAGGGAAGCAAGCCCUUGGGAUGUUCAAGUAAUAAUGAAAACUGUAGUAAAACCGAAAGAAUACAAUUCAUCUUUGCGAAGGCAUUUAAAGAUGAAUCCAUAUAAAUUGACACCAUGAGUAGUAUAUUCCAGAUUUCUGGACGUGACUUUCCAAAUUAAAAUAAAUUUUAUAAUGUGAUAAUGAGGAAUUUCUUUGGCAAACAAACUUGAAGAGAUUUAAAUUAAGGAGAAAUUUUAGAAGUUUAAUUUCACAAUGGCAUCAUAUUUCUCAGAGAAAUAUUUCUGAUAUUUUUUUUUACAAAAGAUUUGAGAAAUAGAGGUUAGGCCACAGUGAAAAUAUGAGCAAUAGUUCAAAUUUUAUGUGCACAGAGAAAUAGAUAAUACUGUAUCAUAUUUUUAAAAUAACUUUCUUUGAAAGAUAACUUAUAAAGGGUUUCAGCAUUCCUGGACAUGUCUGUUUUAACCAUCUCGUUGGAAAAAGUUAAGAAGUCAUGACUGAAAUAAUACUUAUUAACUGUGCAAGAGGGCAGGCCAUUUCUCAGCGACAUCUUUUAUCUCUCUUCCCACAGUACCUAAUAAAGUGCUCUGUAUAUAAUAGUCUUUCAAUAAGUGUUGUUGAACUGACCUUUUAUUUUUGUAUUAUGCAGAAAAUAUAGCUUUGUUAUUAUUUACACAUUGAUUUAACACAUUUUUGACCGGAGACAUAUUACGGCCACAGGCAUUAGUUUCUGCAAAAAUCCCCCGGUUAAUAAUGUGUUAAGAAGUAAUCCCAGAUUUUACAUUGUGUGACUUAAUCCAGUUAUUUAUACACACUAAGCCUCAGUAUACUCACUUAUAAAACAGGGAUAAUAAUAUUUACCUCAAACACCAUUGUAGAGAUCAAAAUGAGAUAUUUCGAAGUGCUUAGCAAAGUUCUUGGAACAUAGUAGGUGCUCAAGAAGCAGUGUUAUUAUAACUGUUGCUGUAACUACAGUCUUAUUUUAUACAAUUGCUACUUGAUCACAAUAGCUUGAAUAAGUAUUUUCAAAAUGAAGAGAUGAGCAGGUCAACAGAAUGCACUGACUUCUUGUUUAAUUUUAAUUCUACAAAAUAAGUUUUAUUAGGAUCAUUCCAAAAGAGAUUGUCAAGUUGUUCUCUGUUAUUCUAAUUUUUCAUUUCAACUUUUAAAAAUGAUAAAACCUUAUUAACCAUAGAGUUACUGCAUUACAUGAAGAUCUACAGUCUAAUUCAAACGAUGCCUCCUCCAUGAAGCCUUCCUUGACUCCCUCAAGUGGAGAUAACAUUCUUUUUUCUGAAAUUUCUUACCACUUAAAAAUAACAUUUUUAUUUUCAGAUAAUCAUAGACUCACACAGAGUUGUAAAAUGUAAUACAGAGAGAUCCCGUGUAUCCUUUAUCCAGUUUCUGGCAAAGGUAACAUCUUGCUUAGCUAUAGUACAAUAUCACAACCAGGAAGUUGACAUUGAGACAAUCUAUUAACCUUUUGACAUUUUAUGUUUUUAAAACAUGCAGUUAUUUGCAUGUGUGUGUGUAUUUAGUUCCAUGUUGUUUUUUAUCUCAUGUAUGGAUUUGUGGGCCACCACCACAGUCAAAAUGCAGAAUAGUUUGAUCACAAGGACCCCUCACGCUACCCAUGGCCAUCUGGCUCCAUCCCUACCCCUGUUCCCAGUCUUUAACCCCUGGCAAACAUUAAUCUGUUCUCCAUCUGUAUAAUUUUGUCAUUUCAAGAAUGGUAUAUAAAUGGAAUCAUACGAUAUGUAAACUUUGGAGGUUGGCUUCUUCACUCAGCAUAAUUCCCUUGAGAUCAAUCCAAGUUGUGCGUGCCACACACACACAAUAAUUCAUUCUUAUUUUAUUGCUGUGUAGUAUUCCACAGUAUGGAAGCACUGCAGUUUGUUUAACCAUUCAUACAUUGAAGGGCAUUCAAGUUGUUUAUAGUUUUUGGCUACUAUGAAUAAAGUUACUAUAACAUU
Aethalodelphis obliquidens (Pacific white-sided dolphin) is the source of this 5093-nucleotide messenger RNA. RefSeq names its product transmembrane serine protease 11E (gene TMPRSS11E). The record is from RefSeq and is a predicted model, not a curated record. The transcript is spliced from 10 exons. Lineage: Eukaryota; Metazoa; Chordata; Mammalia; Artiodactyla; Delphinidae. Gene Ontology annotation, biological process: proteolysis. Gene Ontology annotation, molecular function: serine-type endopeptidase activity. The coding region runs from base 52 to 1365 and encodes 437 amino acids. Gene Ontology annotation, cellular component: extracellular region; plasma membrane.